Apaloderma vittatum (bar-tailed trogon) is the source of this 1674-nucleotide messenger RNA. RefSeq names its product gamma-glutamyltransferase 5 (gene GGT5). The transcript is spliced from 12 exons. NCBI's taxonomy places the organism in Eukaryota, Metazoa, Chordata, Aves, Trogoniformes, Trogonidae. Gene Ontology annotation, cellular component: plasma membrane. Bases 1 to 1674 code for a protein of 557 amino acids. Gene Ontology annotation, molecular function: leukotriene-C(4) hydrolase activity; glutathione gamma-glutamate hydrolase. Gene Ontology annotation, biological process: leukotriene D4 biosynthetic process; glutathione catabolic process; inflammatory response. The record is from RefSeq and is a predicted model, not a curated record.
AUGUCUACGGGGAAGAUCUGUUGCCUGGUGCUGCUGACGCUGGGGGUGCUGGCGGUGGUUGUUGCCCUCGUGGUCAUCCUGACUCGACCCCAGUGCGGUUCUCAGCGCUACCUGCACGGUGCUGUGGCUGCUGACACCGAGACCUGCUCCGUCAUCGGCCGGGACAUCCUGAAAAGUGGAGGCACAGCUGUCGAUGCUGCCAUUGCUGGCUUGAUCUGCACCUCAGUGAUGAAUCCUCAGAGUUCGGGCCUUGGUGGUGGGGUCGUAUUUACCAUCUAUAAUGCCAGCACAGGUACGGUCGAGGUGAUCAACGCCCGCGAGACAGUCCCACGAGUGUUUCCGCACGAUUUGUUGUCCGGCUGUGCUGCUAACAUCCUCAUUGGUUCCCGCUGGAUUGCUGUGCCAGGAGAACUUCGUGGGUAUGAAGAAGCCCAUAAGCGACAUGGCCGGUUACCAUGGAAAGCCCUGUUUGAACCAACCAUCAAGCUCCUUUCAGAGCCACUUGUCAUUUCCCCGGUGAUGGACAGAAUGAUGCGUCACCCAAAUUUCUCCAUUCUAGGAAAAAGCCUGUGCCCACUGAUAUGUGAUGGACAAAGGUUUUUGAAGCAUGGAGAGGCCUUCAGGUGGCCAGUGCUGCAGCAAACACUGAGAGCUGUAGCGGAAAACGGAGCUACGGAAUUUUAUGAGGGACAGAUUGGAAAGGCCCUCGUGGAGGACAUGAGGAAGGCUGGGUCCAGUAUCUCACUGGAGGACCUUCAGGCAUACAAAGCAGAGGUGUCCUCAGCUCUGAACAUUACCCUGAACAAUCACACCACAGUGUAUUCUCCUGGACCACCCAUGGGAGGUGCUGUACUCAUGUUCAUCCUCAAGAUAUUGGAAGAGUAUAACCUCCAUGAGGCAUCACUGGCAACACCUGAGCAGAAGGUAGAAACCUACCAUCGCAUUGCAGAGGCCCUGAAGUUUGGCAAUAUGCUAAGACCCCAAAUGAGUGACCCAGCCUUCUCCGAAGCACAGGUGUCAGUGGAGACCAUGCUGUCAGACCAGCUUGUUGAGCUUGCCAGACACCGAAUAGAUACCCAUGGUGACCAUCCACUUAGUCAUUACAACUUACUGGAGUCCACCUACAACCACAAAUACAAAAGCAGAGGUACAAGCCACAUCUCUGUGCUCGCUGCAGAUGGCAGUGCCGUGUCUGCCACCAGCACCAUCAACUACCCGUUUGGUUCCUUUGUGUAUUCUAACCAAACUGGAAUCAUUUUAAACAACGAACUGGCUGAUUUCUGCAUAUCGGACAGAAGCAUUAAACCAGGAGAGAAGCCUCCCUCAGCAAUGGUUCCUUCCAUUCUCAUCUCCAGGAAAGGGGACAUGCUCGUGAUUGGAGGAGCAGGUGGGGCCCGGAUUAUCAGUGCUACUGCUAUGGCGAUUAUAAACAAGCUGUGGUUGGGUUAUGACUUGGAACAUGCCAUUUCAGCCCCCAUCAUGCAUAUUGAAGAUGACAAGAUUCAAUUUGAGGAACAUUUCAGUGAGGAGGUUAAGAGCGGCCUGCUGGGAAGAGGACAUAAAGGAAAGGAAGUUAAAUUUGCAAUGAAUGUUGUGCAGGGAAUUUCCAAGGAAGGAAAAUGCAUCGCUGCUUACUCUGAUAAAAGGAAACUGGGGAAGUCAGCUGGGUAUUAG